Toxotes jaculatrix (banded archerfish) is the source of this 3477-nucleotide messenger RNA. It is a transcript of the gene cyldl, whose product is annotated as cylindromatosis (turban tumor syndrome), like. Lineage: Eukaryota; Metazoa; Chordata; Actinopteri; Toxotidae. Bases 326 to 2611 code for a protein of 761 amino acids. The record is from RefSeq and is a predicted model, not a curated record. Gene Ontology annotation, molecular function: cysteine-type deubiquitinase activity; K63-linked deubiquitinase activity. Gene Ontology annotation, biological process: protein K63-linked deubiquitination. Gene Ontology annotation, cellular component: cytosol. The transcript is spliced from 15 exons.
UCCUUUCAUAUAGCACGACUUGCUGAAGCCUGUCAAGUGAUUUGAGAACGGCUGAAACUAUUCGGUCAAAACAUUAAUGAGCUCUGUCGGACAAAAACAUGGUUGUUUAACUGGGUUACAAACUUGUACGAACUUAGCUGCGAAGUGAAACUCUGAGCGGAGGGGAGUGAAACGACAAAUGACGCCGCUCUGAAAUGAAAUGAAAGGGGAAGUGAAACUUACUGGUUGGACAUAAAUCAAGAGGAGCCGAGGAAUAAACAGAAAGCAAACUUUAAAGUCGCUGAAUAAGUGAAGUAACCUGCUACAUCUCCUGGCACUCAGCAACAUGACAUCAACAGACAACAACCUUUACUUCAUCGUAACAGAAAAGCCAGAAUAUUUUAGACACAUCAGUUCUGGCAGCAUAUGUUACAUCCGUGAAUCCACCUACAGAAGACACAGCCCUGCUUCAAAGUUGCCAGUCAUCCCCUUGGGCUCACAUAAUGUAUUAGAUUAUACGAUAAACUUGAGUUGCAUGAAGCAGCUGAGUGCAGAGGAAGCCAAGCUGCUGAUAGCCCUGCCUGAGGACGCAGACAGGCUGAAGUGGUUCAAAGAGGGAACUGCUCUCCGAACAGCACUAGGACUCACUAUCGGCACUUUAGUUACCGUAGAGGAAAGAGGACAGGAGUUGAGAGGCACCAUCCGCUACAUUGGAAGCCUGACAAAACCAUCUGCUUCAAAUCCUGCACCGGGAACAUUCUUUGGGAUUGAGCUGCAGGGAGCAGACAGGGGCAAGGGGAAUACCGAUGGGAUGUACAAGUAUGAAUUCCUCUUCACCUGUUCAGAAGAUUGUGGCAUUUUUGCCCCAUUCUCCACAGUCAGGCCUUUGGUUCCCAGUUCCUUGUCACCCUCUCCACAGCUACAAGGAGAGGAGCUGUGCUUAGGGGACAGUGUCACUUACUUCACCAGUGAUAAAUGUUGCCAUGGAUUGGUGGUGGGUGCGCAGGAAAAGGACGGAAAACGUUUUGUUCAGAUCUUAACAGACACAGAUGAGCACGUAAACACAGGAGGGGAAGUUAUGGUUCCACUAGAGUGUGUCGCGAAGGGAGUGGUACCUGCAGAGCCGGAGAGCAUGAACUUUGAUACACCGCCAGUGGAACACAGUGAAGAUCUGUACAUGGGUCUGAGUCUGAACUCUGUGGUAGAGGUGACCUUGGCUGCAGGCAAUUCGUAUGGAAUCAUCCGCUGGAUCGGCACUUUGACUGAUCAAGGGAACAUCAUGGCUGGACUAGAGCUGGAUGAAGAAAGGGGAGUGAGUGAUGGGACCUUUAAAAAUGUGCGUUACUUUAGCUGUCCUCCAAAGAGAGCUCUGUUUGUGAAGCUGAGCUCCUGCCGCCCCGACUCACGCUUUCAGAGCAUAUCAGCCAAUCACAAUGAGAAGAUGCCAGAAGAGGAAGACACAGAGAGAGAGACUGAGCACGGUGCAGGGAAGCUGGAGACUGUUCCUCCCAUCAGCACUGAGCAGGUGAAGCAGAUUCUGACUGGACGGAUGAAGGGGAUCCAAGGCCACUGCAACUCUUGCUACAUGGAUGCUGCCCUCUUCAGUUUGUUUUCCUGCUCCUCUGUGCUGGACUCUAUGCUGUUUAAAUCAACAGCACCUCAAGAUGCCCCCAUCCAGAGAACACUGCUUCAUGACAUUGUCAACCCCCUCCGCAGUAAAGGCUUUGUGGAAGGUCGGCACAUCAUGAAGCUCCGGCAGCAGCUGCAGAAACACGGUUACAGUCGCUCCUUCACCACGGAGGAGAAGGACCCAGAGGAGUUCCUUAUUGUCAUCAUGCAGCAUAUUCUCGCCCUGGACCCUCUACUCAAACUUUCAGCUGGUGGCAAAGUGCAGGAGAGCUACUGCUAUCAGAUCUUCCUUGACCAGAACCACAGCCUGGUGCUGCCUACAGUCCAGCAGCUGCUAGAACAUUCCUUCCACAGUGCAGGACUCAAACUGGCAGAGGUGCCCUCCUGCCUCAUCCUCCAGAUGCCUCGCUUUGGAAAGAAAUUCAAGAUGUUUGAAAAAAUCAUUCCCUCUCUGGAGCUGGACAUCACUGACCUCCUCUCUGAAGGUCCUCAGCAGUGCGUACUCUGUGGAGGCCUGGCUGAGAAACAGUGCACCGACUGUUUUAAAGAUCCCGUGUUCAGCCAGACGGGAUUCAAAGUCUUCUGUAAGACAUGCUUAUCUCAGGUGCACUCUCAUCCGCAGCGUCAGUCCCAUCAGCCAACUGCUCUGGACAUCCCCAAAGGUUACCUGGGUCGCAGCACACCUCACACCCUGAGCAGAGACAAACUGGAGCUGUUCGCUGUGCUCUGCAUCGAGACGAGCCACUACGUGUCCUUCAUCAAACACGGACCAAAGAGUGAGGACUGGAUCUUCUUUGACAGCAUGGCGGACAGACAAGGAGAAAGAGAUGGCUUCAACAUCCCUGAGGUACAUGCCUGCCCCGAGGUCGGCAUGUACCUGGAAAUGUCUCCCGCCGAGCUGGCCAGUCAGGUGCCUCGAGACAUGAAGGGUGUGGCCAAGCGCCUCUUCUGCGAUGCCUACAUGUAUCUGUAUCAGAGCACCAGCAUGUGUCUCUAUCGCUGAGGGGGCACUUCACCACGCUGGAAACCCCCCUCAGCUUACUCAUUGUCCUUUCAGCAAUAUCCUUUCACUUGAUUGGUUUGUUUUUCUUUUAUGAAUGUGUGGAAGUGCACACAUCAACAAUUAAAACGUGGAGAUUUAUAUAAUUUUCUGUGUCGGUUCCGGGAAGGUUGAUCAGGCUUGCAUAAUUCAGAAGAAUAUUGUUUUUUUUCACUUGUUUAGUAUUGUAGGAAGAAAAAGUACAACAACAUAGCUUAGGUAAUUUUGCACUAUAAUCUAGAGACAAGACAAUUGACAGUCACAGACAUGCAGGAUGUGUUGGCAGAGAUAAAAAAUGUUUUCUGUUAGUGUUUGAUAAUUGUCUUUAAACUUUUUAUUUACAAUUUUUAUAAUAAGAGUGAAUAAUUAUUUCAGACAAAAAAAAAUCCACCAAAGAAGCAGCGCGGUAAUGACUUUAGUGUGGCAUCUAAUGAAUGCCACUGCACAGAACUACUGUAAAUAUAAUUGUUGUUAAUUUGCUAAAUAAGCUCAGUAUUGUAGCUUAAUGUUUUCUGACUAAACUAGACUUUAGGACGGUGACUGGAUCAGUUACUUUAUAUAUGUCAGCAAAAUUUGUUUCUGUUCUCUGGAAUUUCGAAUAUUUGAUAUUUGAGUUUCACCUCAGGAAGUGAUUUGUUGCUCUUGGAUAUGAAAAUGCUGUUUUGAAUUUAUCAGCAUCCUGACUGAUGUUUUUGGGACUAAAUGUAUGCAAUAUUAUUCAAAGUUGGAAAAAUUGCACUCGAAUAGCUACUUAGGGCCGAGCCUUUUUCAUAUAUAUUGUAUAUUAAUUGCAACUGGUUCAGGUGAAUAAAUACAAAUGAUUAAAGCAA